AUGCGACCCAAUUAUCAUGAUAUUAUGCAAUCCGGGACUGUUGGGUUCAUUAUCGGCAAAAGCCGAAAGCGAUUCUGGGUCCACAAUGCGUUGACAAGCCAUUUUCCGAAGAAGAUACUCAAUUCCCCUGUCAAUGACGAAAUAGAUGAGGUCGACUUUGGCCGUUGUUGUGAAUUCGUAUACACCGGUGAUUACUCCAUUCCGUUGCCAACUAGAGAGUCUCAUUUUAUUGAAGAGGACAAACCCGCCUGGACUCCACUGAAGCGCUCGCUGGGUGAACAAGUUGGCCGCUCAAAGUGGGACGAAGAUGAUGAGCCAACUAACCCUACGGAAGACUACACGGAGAUCCUCUUGGCCCAUGCUAGGGUGCACCGUGUUGCUCACCGAACAGAAUGGACCUCACUACGCGUCCUGUCCCUGUACCGGCUCACACGGUUGUUGGCAAAUUUCACCAUCUCUAAGGACAGUACCGGAGAUAUUGUGAGUUUGUUAAGAUUUGUCUUUGUGGAAAGCGAACAGAUGAAAGAUAUUCAGAAGCUGCUGUGUGAUUAUGCGGCGUGGAAUGUGGAGGUUCUGAUGCAUGAUGCCGAAUUGGAGAAACUCCUGGACGCCGCACCUUCAUUGGAAAAGGUCAUCUUUCGCUUGAUGUGGAUGUAA
Messenger RNA from Monascus purpureus, 657 nucleotides. The record is from the annotation of a GenBank genome assembly. Lineage: Eukaryota; Fungi; Ascomycota; Eurotiomycetes; Eurotiales; Aspergillaceae.